ACUGGCGAGGAUGUUGAACAGUUACAAUCUGGCGCAGUUGCAGAACCUCUAAAUGAUGGGGCUAACAUACAGAAGAAGAAGAAGAAGAAGAAAAAAAGUACUGGCGAGGAUGUUGAACAGUUACAAUCUGGCGCAGUUGCAGAACCUCUUAAUGAUGGGGCUAACAUACAGAAGAAGAAGAAAAGUACUGGCGAGGAUGUUGAACAGUUACAAUAUGGCGCAGUUGCAGAACCGCUAAAUGAUGGGGCUAACAUACAGAAGAAGAAAAAAAGGAAAAAAGAAUUGGGAACUGUAAUAACAGAGGAACAUGAAGAAGAGGAGGCAUUGAAUAGGACUUUCGAUUUGCCGCCAGUGUUAACAGAACAGUUAGAAGAAUCAGGAAAUUGUUUAGAAAAUGCUGCGGCUUCUCAACAAACAUUUGAAUCCAGUUUUGUAAAAAGGAAAAAGCACAAAAAGAAAAGAGAAUCAUUCUCUAAUGAUGCACCUCAAGAUGGAGAAGAGGAUUUAGAUUUGAACUUCUGUUUUGAUGAUUCUGUAACCUUGGCUAAAGGUUCAGGGACGUCACUGAAGAAGAAGAGGAAAACUAUAUUCGAGGGAAUGAAUGUCUCUUGCACUCCUAUAGAAAAUGGAAAGUUUGAAAAUGUAUAUAACCAGAAAACAAACAAGGGCCUUGAAUACCAAAAAGCUGAACUGGUGACUAAGAAAAAUAAGAAGAAAAUGAGUGAAAUAUUUAGCUGGGAAGACAAAGUGGCGCAAAGUGAUGAUUCAGUGUCUGUACGGGGAAAGGAAAAGAAGAGGAACUCAUCCGUCCUCGUUGCUGAUGCAGAGGAAAACGAAGCGCAGACACACAGGGAAAAACCCGGUGUGAGGGCUGACGAUUUGGAGGAACUAACUGCUGGGGUCACAAAACAGAAAAAGAAAAGGAAGAGGAAGAUGUCUGAAGUGCAGGACAAUGUGGAAAAAGGUCGCGAGCAGGAUUUUGAGGAACAAGACAAAAAAUAUCUGAGUGCUUUGCCUGAAUCAACUCUAACAUGCAGGAAAAAGAACCGUACAGGAAGUGAAAGUGAACGACUGGAAAGAGCAGGUUUUUCUUCGCCUGGAAAUCCGCCAUUAAAUGUAACAAGAGACAAGGAAAGGAAGAAGAAAUUAAAAUCCACCGAUAAUGUUAUGCUUGAGGAAAAGUCGUUGACCAAGUCAUGCCCUAUCAUACCAGAGACCUCAGACAAUAUGAAAAACAAGCACCGAAAGCUCAAGAGGAAACUUAAUAAUCCAAAUGAGGACUUCUUUACUGACUAUUAGUCAAUAAUUGGAUGAAACUUACUGAUUACUGAUGCAGCAGCAUACAGGACUGUAUAUUUGUUAGAUGGACAGUGUUAAAGGGAAAAUGUGAAAGGUUUUCUUUAUGAUAUGGAUUUUGUUUUGUAUCAAAGCAUUUUGACUGAAAAAGUUUUCAACCUUUUUGGUGUUGAGAUGAACUGAAAAAUAACACACCAUAACAAACCACAAUGAUUACCUUUUUUUUAAGUUUUUUAAAACAUUACAUUUUUAAAAUAACAUUAAAUGAUUGUUAUCAAAUUGUUUGUGAUCACUCUUGAAUGUGAAACAAAUUACCCCGAAAAUGUCCUUGUAUCGUGUUUAUAUCUGUAUUUUCAGUGUUUUGAAUGUACAGUAACCCCAUUGUCAGGUUGACAAAUCCGGAACAUAUAUGUACACUUAAUCUGCCAUCUAAUGGGCAUUUGGCUCUCACAGUCUGAUAAGGGGAAGUGCCAUCUUUUCUUAAACUUGUCUUGUUUUAGUAUUUUGCCCAGCCACAAAAAAAAUGCAUAAAAAGAUGAUUUGUUCCCUGUGCAUUGCCUUGGAAGGCAUAUCAGUAUGCCUUCCAAGGUUUAGCAGCAACUCCACUGCUGCAGCAACCUGUGGCCUUUUAUUGCAUACAUCUGGAAGUCUGACGGACUAUCAGUGUUUGUGAGAGUUGUUACAAAGUGCACCUUAGUCAGCACCAUUCAUGGGGUUAAUAGGUAAUAUAGAGCCACUGCUUUAGGUAACAUUGUCAAGAGAGUGUGUACGUGCUAUACAUUUAGUAAGGGGAGUUUCAAUAACCUAUGGGAACAGUAACUUAGUUACUGACUGUUAGGUAAUAAGUAAUUUAUGUCCUACUGAAAACUUGAGUCAAUCCUAGGCUAAGGUUUAAAGCAUGAAAACAAAGCUGUAAUUGUAUUUUUAGUCCUCGCUUUCUUGUUAUAUUAUUUCCACUAGCCUUUUGUUUUUCUUAAACAUGUCGAGUGUUUUUAUUUUGAAGGCCAUGACCGGAAGUAGUGCGUCCCGACGAGUCUAGCGUCAGAGACUUACCUGUUAAAUCGUACGUAUAAAAACAUUGUUGAUUACAUUUUAUUUCGGAGGAACGUCACCGGAAACGAAUAGUUAAUCCUUCCCGUGAGUCUUACGGCGAAAAGGUAAACAAAGGGAGGAACCUUGUCAACGGGAGUUUCGCGUGUAACUCGAGAUGUCGCGCACGAACUCAGCGCAUCCUGUACGCGCGGUGAUCGACCACGAACAGCCGGCGGGCACGUUACAGCCAACGAGGAGCAGCGCGUCUUCAUCCGGACCCUGCGCAGUAACGAUAAACCCAGACAUGUCCUCUGACAGCAACGGCGCGCGCGUCAACGAGGCCAAGAGAGUGGCUAUUUUCGGGGGGACGCACGGGAACGAGAUGUCCGGCGUGACGCUCGUCAACCUGUGGGUGAAGAACAGCGCCGAGAUACAGAGGAAACAUGUCGAGACCAAGCCGUUCAUCACCAACCCGAAGGCCGUGGAGAAGUGCAGCAGAUACGUGGACACGGACCUGAACCGAGCCUUCACACCGGAGAACCUCAGUGCCCCGGAAGGAGAUGACCUGCCCUACGAGGUGCAGCGAGCCCAGGAGAUCAACAGGAUAUUUGGGCCAAAAGGAAGCCCCGAGGCCUACGAUGUAGUCUUUGACCUCCACAACACCACGUCCAACAUGGGCUGCACUCUGAUCCUGGAGAACUCCAAAGACCACUUCAAUCUGCAGAUGAUGAACUACAUCAAGAAAGCCAUCGCUCCGGCCAGUUGUCUUGUCCUGCUGAAUGAACAUCCUCUGUUGAAAUAUUCCACUUCACGCUCUGUUGCCAAGCAUCCCGUCGGUCUGGAAGUGGGUCCUCAGCCUCAAGGGGUUUUGAGGAGCAACAUCUUCGAGGCUAUGAGGGUGAUACUGAAACAUGCGUUGGACUUCAUCGAACUGUUUAAUAAAGGCAUGGAGUUCCCUCCCUGUACAGUGGAAGUUUUCUGGGUCUUAGAGAGGAUUGACUAUCCCAGAGAUGCCAACGGAAACAUCAUUGCCAUGGUGCACCCCAAUCUGCAGGACUGUGACUGGGAGCCGCUGAACCCCGGUGACCCAAUGUUCCAAACGUUUGACGGAAAGACCAUUCGCUACCAAGGCUCAGGCACCGUCUACCCAACAUUCAUCAAUGAGGCAGCCUAUUAUGAAAAACAACAGGCAUUUGUAACCACCAGGCGAGAAGCCCUGGUAGCGAGCGCCAUCAGUAAAGUAUGAAAACCGGUCGGUAAGGCUAACGGCGACCUCGAUCGUGCUGUUAGCCACGCCGACGGUCUGUGUGUAGAUUUUUGCACUUUGUUCUGUUAGCAAAUGACAGACUUUCCUCACAUAAUGACUAGUUACCAUCUUUCAAACACUGAUUUAGUUUGCUAUGCAUUAACUAUCAGAGAACCCAUUAACUAUGCAAAGAACAUGUGUGGAGGCUUUUCAAAGAGUCAUUGUGAAAGUCUUUGAUAUGAAGAAGCAUAUUGCUGUGGUAAGUGUUUAUGAUACUGUUGUUAUUUAAAAAAUAUAUUAACAUUAAAUCAACUAAGCUUUUGUUUAAUAAUUUUAAAGGCCAGUCCUGAUCAUUGGUGGCUUAUGAAUCAUUAAAAAUCACUCUUUAAGUUUUUCUACUACUGCUCAGGAUCAUAACCUGCAACUUUUGACCUAAAACUGUAGUUGUUUGUCCUCUUAUACAUAUAUAUUUGUUACAUCAUUGGGAGGGUGUUUGUGGCCUUUGAUACUACCUACCUGUAACUCCAAUGGUUGCAUCUGUGGUGCUGUCCUAUCGUUGCCUUAAUGGAGAUUUCAGACAAAAAAUAAUAAUUGCACAACAAAUUUGGAGUGGAAUUUGUAGAUAAUACGUGUCGGAUAACCAGAUAUUAUUUUGAUAAGAAAUGGCGUACGUUCUGUUCCUCUAAACAAAUGGGAUGCAGUCUGAAACGUGUUUUAUAAUGAUAUUCCUGUGUCUAUUUUGAUAUACUUGUACUGUAUGUUUGGUUUAACGUGAAAUAUAGUACUUGAAUCGUGGAAGGCAUAUGUACUUUUUAAAUAUUUUUUACGUCUUUGUCUGUGUAAAAGUGCAUCACUGUGGUCUAAGAGUUAUUCCUGUUUCAAUAAGCAAUAUUUCUUUGGUAGAACCAUUUAUGUGAUUAGUAACGUUUGCUGUCCUUGAAGUCCUGUGGAAAUUACACAACAAAUAAAUGUAGUGCUAUGCUACACUGUGCUGUUUUAUUGUAAGCACCCUUCAU
This is a messenger RNA of Anoplopoma fimbria (sablefish), 4590 nucleotides long. RefSeq names its product aspartoacylase (gene aspa). The coding region runs from base 2504 to 3574 and encodes 356 amino acids. NCBI's taxonomy places the organism in Eukaryota, Metazoa, Chordata, Actinopteri, Perciformes, Anoplopomatidae. The record is from RefSeq and is a predicted model, not a curated record. Gene Ontology annotation, molecular function: hydrolase activity, acting on carbon-nitrogen (but not peptide) bonds, in linear amides; hydrolase activity, acting on ester bonds. The transcript has 7 exons.